CCCAACUUGAAUGGCACGUCCUUAGAAAAGGGAACAAGAUGACUGAAAGCAGUAUGCUACUUUAACCAGCGAUUUAUACUUCUUUAUGAAUGCAAGAGGACAACUUUGAAGCUUCUACAUCGAUAUCUCAACUUCUGAGAGAGAGCUAUUUAGCUGAAGUCCGAAUACAUCAAGAGCACGGUGAGAAAAGCAGGUCAGAAGUUGCCUCACAGCAUUUCUAUUAUGGCAGUAAAUCUGGGGUUUCCCAGGAUUUAGAUGGUCAGGAUGAAUCCCCCGACCUGUCCGCAUUUUUGAGUCAGGAAGAAUUGGACAAAAGUGUAAAUUUAGCUCAGCAAGCCAUUGCCCAAUGUUCUCAUGAAGUGAAGAAAGAUGAAAAGCAGAUCAAUGUAAGCUGCCCCAACAAAGAUUUGUAUGACACUUUGAGACCUGCUGGGAAUAGAAAAGUUCUAGAAUCUGCAAGUUCCUCAGGUUUCCCAGAGAAAUUGAACAAUCAAUCAUACCACUGUGAGUAUUUCACCAAAAGUCCCAACAGUUCGAAAGAAACUCACAGAGAAUCAAGAAAGCCGUCAAAGAACAGCCCUUACAGUACUGAAACAGAAGCUAAAAAAGAUUACUUAAGUAAAGCUGCGGAUUUUAUUGAGGAGUUAUCUUCACUCUUUAAAACAACAAGUACAAAACGGAUUAAACCUAAAACCUGUAAAAACACUCGAAGCAGGGCACAGACAAAAUCUCACUCACAAGCUCAAUAUUCAUCUUGGUCUGUCGACGAGAGGGAGAGGACACACGUACCGUUUUCUGUUCAGGUAUAUGAAGAAACUAUACCAAAGGAGGAAUCUGAAGAAAUAGCACAGGCUCCGGUUCUAUCAGCGGGUUCUGAGACACUAACAGCAGAAGCUAAAACAACCGAAACUCAGUCAAGACCUUUUUACAUUGAAGGUACUGAAGGGAAUCCACCACGAUUCAUCCAGCGACUAAAGAGCAGGGAAGCAGCAGAAGGAAGCAGGGUCCAGCUCGACUGUGUUGUGACAGGAUUACCAACACCAGAAGUAAGGUGGUAUUGUGAAGGAAAGGAGCUCAAGAAUUCGCCUGAUUUUCAGAUUGGUUAUGAUGGUAAUCAUUACUUACUGACGAUUUCUGAGGCCUUUGAGGAAGAUACAGGACGCUAUACUUGCUUGGCUUCAAAUAUAUAUGGAUCAGACACAACAUCUGCAGAACUCUAUAUAGAAGGACUCUCUUCAUCUGAAUCCGAGCCAGACUCUGUAAAGGAAGACAUGACUCAGGUUCAAGAUAAGAUUCACAUUACUGUUGCAGCUCCGUCCCCUCCCUCCAAUCCUGCAACUGUUCAUUCAGAGUUCCACCAGUUACAUCCCACAGUUGACCCACCUCCAGUGCGCCCAAUUCAUCAGAUACAAAGCCCCACAAAUUUGCUGCAGGGAUUGGAUGGACUACCCCUCAUGGCUGCUCCAGUUUUUACAAAGCCGCUGCAAGAAGUGACAGCUAAAGAAGGGCAGCUGGUCGUGUUGGAAUGCCGUAUUAAAGGAGUACCUUUCCCGAAAAUGGAAUGGUACAGAGAAGAAACUUUAAUAGAAGAUUCCCCUGAUUUUCGAAUCCUGCAGAAGAAACCACGGUCAAUGAGUGAUUCAGAGGAGAUCUGCACCCUGGUAAUUGCUGAAGCUUUCCCUGAAGACUCUGGGAUGUUUACAUGUACAGCCAGCAACAAGUAUGGCACCAUGUCAAGCACUGCUCAACUCACUGUACAUGGAACUGAAGACAGUAAUGUUGUUAGUAUGAAUGUUUCAAGUUCUGUGACAGUUGAGGCCACUGAGGCCAAUGUGCCAGUCCAGCCAGACAAAACGCUGUUGCGUCCCACUGCCCGCCUAAAACCCAAACUGGAGGGCGUUCUUGUGAACCAUCAUGAUCACAAGCCUAAAGCUGGGCUGCGAGUGCAUUUCAAAUUGCCUGAAGAUGACACUGGAAGUGAGCCUUCAUUUCAAAGGGAACAUAACACAACAAAUGGACAGAGCACCUGGGCAUCGGGGCCAAUUUCACCCACAAAAGAGCCCCCACCAGUAUUUGCCAAACCAAAACUGGAAAAGGACGUAGCAGGUAAAACGUAUAAGAAGAUAAAUCUAGAAUGGAAGAAAAUUAUAUGUGAUCCUGUCCAGUUGCAACAACUACACAACCAGGUUCUACUUGAACAGCAGCAAGAAGUGACCUUACAACAGCCACCAUCGCAGUCCUUAUCCUUGUCCUCCUCACUUCCAACUGCCUUUCAGCCCACCAUGAAUGUUGUCAAUUCUGCUCCUCAUCCACCUGUGCAGCCAUCCCCAUCUAGCAAGUCACCAACACCAAAAAACACCCUGCCCCAGGCAUUUAAUUAUGCCCGCCCAAAGCAGUUUAUUACCACCCAGAAUGUUGUACGAAGUUAUUCCCCCUCACUUUCUCCUGUGUCCAUGCUGAGCACAGGAUCUGAAAAGACAGAGAAGCAGUGUGAUGAAGAAAAUUACUUUGGAUUUCCACUCACACCAGCAUAUCAGGGUCCUAUUAUAUAUCCCAGUAAGAGUUUGCCAUCCCCAGCCUCACGCAGUUCCUCUGCCACAAGUACAAUCGGGCAAGCCAUUUCUUCCACUAUUUCUCCUCUGCCGAAUUUUCAACCUCAGAUUGUAUCACCAACUUCCAUUAAUGCUGGUAACUCCUGCCCUAGCCCAGUUCAGAAUCCAGUGGCUUUCCUCAGCUCUGUAUUACCAUCAUUGCCUUCUGCACCGUCGACCAAUGCCAUGGGCCUUCCCAAGAGUGCUCCAGCAAUCCCUCCACAAGGUAUCUUGAAGAAAGUGCUGAAAUCCCCUCUAACAUCCACCAGUGAUGAAAUAUGUAAGAGCAAGGAUACUGUAAUACAUGACUUAGACAGAAAGUUACACUUCAAAGAGGAAGUUUUCCAGACUGGACAACAGGAAUACAAAGUGUCCAGCUUUGAACAAAGACUUAUGAAUGAAAUUGAAUUUCGCUUGGAGAGAACUCCUGUCGAUGAAUCUGAUGAUGAAAUACAACAUGAGGAUAUUCCUACAGGGAAGUGCAUUGCACCGAUCUUUGAUAAGAAACUCAAACAUUUCCGAGUGGUUGAAGGAUCACCAGUAACAAUGAGCUGCAAACUUUUAGGGAUACCAGUGCCAAAAGUAUACUGGUUUAAAGAUGGUAAACAAAUUUCCAAGAAGAAUGAACAUUUUAAGAUGAAGCGCGAUGGUGAUGGUGCAUGUUCAUUGCAUAUUGAAUCAGCCACUAAUGAUGAUGACGGCAACUACACAGUUAUGGCAGUAAAUCCCCAGGGAAGAAACAGUUCCUCUGGUCAUCUCAUGAUACAGAAUACUCCAAUACGUGGCCGUAUAGUACCAUCAGUUCAGAGCCAAAGGACAAGAUCUCGUGUAUUAGAAGGAGAAGAACCUGUACAGGAACGUUUUUUCUGCCCCCAUUUUCUUCAGGCUCCUGGUGACAUGAUAGCUCAUGAAGGACAAAUAUGCAGAUUGGACUGCAAGGUGAGUGGGCUACCAAAUCCUGACCUUAUCUGGCUGCUGAAUGGAAAACCCAUCUUACUAGAUGUUACUCACAAGAUGCUCGUGCGUGAAAAUGGAAUUCACUCCCUCUUGAUUGAUCAUCUUACAGCAGGAGAUGCAGGAACUUACACAUGCAUUGCGACAAACAAAGCAGGACAAAGUUCCUUUAGUUUGGAGCUGUCUGUUGUAGCAAAAAAUAUUACAAAGGUCCCUAUAUUUAUUGAGAAACUGCGGAAUACAGGAGUGCCAGAGGGCCACCCAGUCCGAAUAGAAUGCAGAGUGGUGGGCAUGCCGCCUCCCUUAAUCUUCUGGAAGAAAGACAAUGAGACAAUCUCUCCCAACAGGAAUAGAAUAAGCAUGCACCAAGAUACCACAGGAUAUGUCUGUCUCUUGAUUCAGCCAACCAAGAAGGAAGAUGCUGGUUGGUAUACUGUGUCUGCCAAAAAUGAAGCAGGAAUAGCAUCUUGUACAGCCAGACUGGACUUGUAUGCACAGUGGCACCAGCAGAUUACACAGCCAAUAAAGCAAGUGCGGCCUUCAGGCAAUCGAUACGCAGCUCUCACUGGCCAAGGACUUGACUUUAAAUCUGCCUUCUCGUCAGGAGACAGCUCGCAGUUCCCAACCAAACAUGGAGUGAUGGAGAGCGAUGAACUGUGAAGUUAUUUCAUUAUUUUUGCUUUUGCAGGACUUAGAACUGUGAAGAUAAGAGAGGCCAAGUGAUUCAGGUUUACAUGAAGUUGUUUUUCUAUGUCCUUGGUGCCUUUGUGAAUGUUGCAAGCAGCACAAUUGAAAUGGUGAUUUUAAGUAGAGUGCAGAUGCUAUGUAGAAGCAAUAUGAUGAUUUCUGUAACUCCUUGUUAAUAUGGUUGGAAAACUCAACUUAUUGAAUAUAAAUGCAAGCAACAUCCCAGUUAAAAUAAUCAUGGAAAAUUGGAUGACAGUCACCAAAGAAUAUCUUGUUUAUUUGAAUGUCUGUUAUUUCUGUGUUUGUGGAGUUUUCAAAAGCAUUGGGAUAAGGAAGGUGGUCAGACUAUUAAUUGGCACAAUACGAAGUGUUUGAUUCUCAUCUGCAAAAGGAUGUUUUUCACUCAAAUGUAGCUUGCAAUAGCUCAGACAUGCUCCGCAGAACCAUAGCAUAUUGAAUAGCUUGUGUUUCUUUAUUAUAAUCAUAACUGGUAUAGUGCAGCAAGUUGUUUGUAUCAGUUAAACCCAUUGACUGCAGUGGACAUUGUUACUCAAGCGUUUCUGUGCUUAUUUAUAACUAUGCAAGUGAAUCUUUUGAUUGUUUAUUAAAAUGGUUAACUUUCUUUCCCUCAGAACUGUUUUGUCAGCAUUUACACUGUUAAGCAUGAAGCAGCUAAUCACAACGAGACAAUUGAUUGUGGGGCUCCCUAAAUCUACUUCAGUAUUUACAUUGGCUAGGAUUUUACAGUUGUAAAAAUGGCAAAACUGUCAAUGUUUGCUGCCGUUCCCUUGUGAAACUGAAACAACUCCUGAGGUCCUCAAAUGUGCAGUUAAAUUUGGAAAUUCAGAAGUCGCUACCAAUAAUUCCCUGCUCCUCCAUGGGAUGCGCCAUUAAAUUCCUUGCAGAUGGAAAUCAAUUAGAAAUCAAUGGAUUGAUAUCCACUUCCACUUUCUAAACUAUUAGUCUCGCUGUAAAAUCCGUUCAAAAUUUUACACCUUGUUAAAUGAGAUGUAAUUGGGUUUUUAAGGGUGUUCAGAAUUACUGCUAGUCAACAACCUUUCUAACCCCCAAAAUGAUUUUGAAAUCAGUGUAAUAUCAAAAUUCUCUAUUCUGUAGGUUUUCAAAAACAAAUAUUUUUUGAAGUUUAACACAUUUCAGCUUCUACUUUAAUCCCAUGUGUAUGUUACAAUCUUUAUUUUGCUUUUGGUAAAAUUUUAAAAAGUGAAUGAUAAAAUCUGCUUGUUACUUCUUGGUUUUCGCUCUUUGAGAAUUCUUCAAUGUGAUUGGCUGCUUAGCUUGCAUGCUGGCAAAAUUGCUGUAUGCCAGAUAUCCCCUUUAGUUGAUGCCAAAAUGAAAUUAACUUCAGGAAAAAGAUGAAACACACAGCCCAGCAAUUGCUAGAUCUUUUGUGCAUGGCUUUCUUUGAGGUCAGCAAGUUCUUUUUAUUUUUUCAUGGGAUGUGGGCAUGGUUGCCCAUCCCUGAUGAUGGGAUGCAAUCAGAGCAUUAGCCUGGGUCUCUGAUAUACUAGUCUAAUAUCAUUACCACUACACCACCAUCUCCCUCUAGUGUCAUCACUUUGUCACUGACUGCAAAACCCAGGCCAGUAAUUCCAUCUGGUUGGUAAUAAGCUGACCCCAUAGCCACCGUGUAUGAUGGCUGGGACUUCACCCCUUCUCCAUUCAAAGUCAACAAAUGACAAUUCCACUUCAAACUAUAAAUUGCUUUCUGGACCCAGACAGAGGGGAGCUUUUAAUAAAUCAGUCAAUAAAUGCUCAUCUGUAUGGAGUCUUUUUUACCUAUCAUGCUAGCUAACAACAAGUUACUUGUUAAAAUGUCACAUAUCCAACCAAAUACCCACCGACAAACAUAGGAACUGUUCCACAACAGUUAGCUAUUUAUUUUCAUUUUACAGAUAUUUUUGACAACAAAAUCAUGUGAAAUAGCCUUUUAGAUUUUCUGAGAAAUGCUUCAGGUUGUUUAGCAGUUCACAGUACCUUUCCUGAUUCAGUAUAUACAGGCUGCAAUAUUACAUAAAGUGCCAGGUUAGCUUAAGCCAAGUGUUUUAAUGUAAACUUGCACUUGUAAAGAAAUAAUGGAUUGUUUAUCUUGUGAAUAAAGUUUUAUUUAUUCCAA
Carcharodon carcharias (great white shark) is the source of this 6366-nucleotide messenger RNA. It is a transcript of the gene mypn, whose product is annotated as myopalladin. The record is from RefSeq and is a predicted model, not a curated record. NCBI's taxonomy places the organism in Eukaryota, Metazoa, Chordata, Chondrichthyes, Lamniformes, Lamnidae. The transcript is spliced from 21 exons. The coding region runs from base 90 to 4205 and encodes 1371 amino acids.